This is a messenger RNA of Chenopodium quinoa (quinoa), 863 nucleotides long. Its product is annotated as signal peptidase complex catalytic subunit SEC11C-like. The record is from RefSeq and is a predicted model, not a curated record. Gene Ontology annotation, molecular function: serine-type endopeptidase activity. Lineage: Eukaryota; Viridiplantae; Streptophyta; Magnoliopsida; Caryophyllales; Amaranthaceae. Bases 136 to 732 code for a protein of 198 amino acids. Gene Ontology annotation, cellular component: signal peptidase complex; membrane. The transcript has 9 exons.
CAACAUCAACCAAUACGAAAGCAGCACAUCCGUCAUUUAAAAUUAGGCGCCUUCCUUGUACUAUUUAUUAUUGAUUCUGCAACCCGAUUACUUUCGUCCCUCCAUCAUUCUUGUUCCAAGAAAAAUAAAACAAAGAUGUUGGAUUACGUUAAACUAUCACACCGCUCAAUUCCGUCGAGAGGUGCGGCAACGAAAUUCAUAGAAUUAGCGGUGGUACAUAAUGAGAUAAAACUCUUAGUUCACACUGCUAACACGGUAUGUUUAGGUUUACUUGUUACAUCGGUGUUGAUGACAUGGCAGUUGUUAAUUCUGGUAACCGGAACUAAAUACCCUGUUAGUGUUGUUCUUAGCGGAAGCAUGGAACCUGGAAUUCGAAAGGGUGAUUUAUUGUUCCUUAGUACCAUAAAAAGCCAUCCUAUUCAAACGGGAGAAAUUUUAUUGUUCAAAAUUGAGGGUAAGGAAAUCCCUAUAGUUCAUCGUGUAAUAAAGGUCCAAAGGCAGAAAGCUUCCAACAAAUUCAUUCUGUUAACAAAAGGGGAUGCUAAUUCGGUAGAUGACCGUUAUGGGGGGAUAUAUGCAGAUGGCCAACUAUGGCUUGAAGAUGAUGAUAUAACUGGAAGAGUGAUAGGGAUUAUGCCAUAUUUUGGUUGGCCAUCCAUUCUCAUACAAAACAUGCCUUUGAUGAAGUUUGUUCUAAUCGGUGGACUAAUCGGAUGGAAUAUGCUCUCAUAGUCUCAAUUCCACAAGCUCAAUCUUAAACUGAUAGACUGCGUAUACAAUUUUGGAUGUUAUUGGACGUAAAAUGUAUAGAAAUCUUUUCCCUUAUAUAUAUAUAUAUAUUAAAAAAAAAAACGUCCUACGCA